AGUCUCCGCCGGCGGCCCGCCGCAGCUGGACGCGUCGUGGGCUGUGUCGAGAAGUGUCCGCUGAGCGCUCCGCGACCCGACCGCGAACACCACGCGACUUCCGAGUCCCACUCACUCGACGCCGCGCUUUCUUAGCCUCCCUUCUCCUUCUAUAUCUUCCACUCUAGACCUUCUUUUGCCACUAUCUCGCCAUAUAUGAAACCUCUCUGAAAUCAAACUUGAAUCAUUUGUUCCAAUUUUUUUUUCUAUUUCAUCCCUUUCCACAGUCAACCUUCCGUGCACCUCAUAUGUAGGAACUACGCAGACAAUUAUCACUUACCUUUCAUUUGUGAAAAUAAUAUAACGGUACUUGCAGUGAUCUUGACUAAUGGUACUAGACACACAUACAACGUGACCGUCGUUUGUGUAUCCUAAGAGAAUAACCCAUCCAAUAUGUAACGACCUCUAUUUUUAACCAUGUGCUUCGAAUGCUAUUCCAGUGAAUACAAGACAAUCGCGAACGGCAUUAUUCUUGCGAUCGUUACCAGUGAAGCAAAGGACGCUCCAAUCCCUUCCGUGUGAAAGGACAUUAAAUCAUACAGUUCCACCUUCUGCAACGUAAACUCCGUGCAAAAGUUUCUCUCUCUCCUCUCGGAUCGAUUCACGUUUAAUUUCAAGCGUAAGAAACUAUUGCGUGACCACAGUCAUUUGCUGUCUGUAACAAUUGACUUCCACAAUAAGGUGCGCAUACAACUUUUUUUUGGCUUUCAUAACACUGAUUGUGAGACAAUAAAUCGUAGUAUUCAGUCAAGUAAUUGAUAAGUGGUGCGUAAGUGUCGAUAUCAUCCAUUUACUGGAAGGAUAUUGUAGUGUAAUUGGCACUGAGAAACAGACCAAAAUGAAAUCACUUAUGGUACCACCAUUGGGUGAACUCUGAGUGUCGUCGUCCAGAGAGAUACCGUUCGGCCGACCAGUGUCGUUCACGUGCAGUGAUCGUGCCGCGAGUGUCCACAAUGUGUGAGAGCGCGUGCAACUCUCCGGCGCGGAGCAUGGGCGAGCCCUCGUCCCUAACGGACUCCGAGUUGACCGACCUGGAGGACAACUCGCUGCUGGAGCUUCCAGCCGAGCAGCCUGGAGGCCCAGACCUCACCAUCGUCGACGGCUGGCUGCGCUUCCGCGACAACAAAAGGUGGAAACAACGGUGGGGCGUCGUCACCAAGUUGUCUCCAGCUGCAGGUAAGAAAUUCAGUGCAAUAAGUGGACCUGGUGAGUACAAUCAUUCUGAUAACUUUGCCCUUUCUGUAAAAUGCAAUUCAGUACCAUUUAAAACGAAAAAUAAAAAUUUUCUCUCAAAUAAAGGUUUGAAGAUCACAGGUGUCAUCCGAGGACCAUUGGGUGGCGUAAUCCGAUUGUUCAGGCCGUAA
Messenger RNA from Schistocerca gregaria, 1403 nucleotides. RefSeq lists its product as uncharacterized. The record is from RefSeq and is a predicted model, not a curated record. The coding region runs from base 993 to 1403 and encodes 136 amino acids. The transcript has 4 exons. NCBI's taxonomy places the organism in Eukaryota, Metazoa, Arthropoda, Insecta, Orthoptera, Acrididae.